UGAAAUUCUCGUGCUGUUCUGCGAAGUUGUAGACAGCAUUCCAUGCUAUUUACUUCAGCUCACCCGUUUUGACAGAAACGUGAUCAAACACCCCGGAAUGCUAAGAUGUCCUCAGACGAAGGAGAGGUAAGCGGCCCAGUUCUGCCAAAGGACUCUGAUCGGGGCAGUUCGGUCUCUUCUGAGUUACAGGAUGAAUACGAGGAGCUGCUUCGGUAUGCUGUCGUUACUCCCAAAUUUGAUGCGUCCGUCCUCCGGCAGUCCAAGCCUGCCUUGAAGCAGAUAACUGAUGGACGAGUCUCUGUGGCAGCGGGCGAUGCUGUGUCUGAGAAUUCAGGAGAGUCCGCGUCUGAACAGAAGUGUACCAGCAGCGAGCUGGAGUCGGCCAGAGUCUCCCCGCUGCCAAUAGCGCCUCGGACUGCUGGAGCUUCAGUUGAAGAGAAACUGUCCAAGACCCCUGUGAAUGAUGUAGAAUGGGAUGGAGAGCAGUCAGAACAGUCCAGCCAGGGCAGCGUGGAUCCGCAGGUCAACGUGACGACGGAGCUGUUUGUCACCGAAGAGAACCUGGGCAGGAUGGAGAAGAUCCUGGACACCUGGAGCAAUAAUCUGAAGACGAACGUGAUGACGGAGCUGAGGAAGUGGAAGCUGUCCUUCAAGGAGAAGCACAAGCUGGAGCUGAGGAAGGAGAGAGAGAGGCACGCCGCUCAUGUGACCGGCCUGACCACCGAGAUGGACAACCUGAAGGAGCUGCUGGACACCUACAAGACCUCCAACCAGAGGAAGGACGAGGUGAUCAGCUCCCUGACCUCCAGGCUGGAGAGGCAGAGGGACAGAAUGGAGAUGAUGAGAACCUUCACCCACUGGAGGCUGCAGCGCACCGACGCCAAGGAGGAGGCGUACGGCUCCAGACUGGCGAGACAGCACUACCAGCUGCAGCUGAAGAGGAAGGUGUGGGCCGCCUGGCACUCGCUCAUCGAGACCAAGUGGAGGGAGCGGGUGGAGCGGGCGUGCCAGGUGCGAGCGGAGCAGGUCUGCAUGCGGCUGUCCACCGACUACGACGCCAAGCUCAACGAGCAAUCGGAAGCUCUGGACAGGGCCCGGGCGCAGGUGCAGAGGCUGCAGUCUGAGAGGGAGCAGUACGAGGAGGCCAUGAAGAAGGCCUUCAUGCGUGGAGUCUGCGCCCUCAACAUGGAGGCCAUGUCCAUGUUCCACGUGGGGGACAACAGGCGAGAGAGAGACCUGCCCACCCCGCGGGAUGAGCCCAGCUCCAGCUCCUCGGUCCGGUUCUUGCCGCCGCCCCAGCCCGCCUCUUCCACACGGUUCAGCCCGGUCCCGUCAGAGUCCCCGCCUCCACCACCCCCACCCCACAGCGAUUCAGAGGAAAUGUUCUUGUCCCAGAUGGGAUCUGCUCCUGGUCCCUCCAGAACAGGUCUCACGUCCACCACUGUAAUCGACAGUGUUGUGCCACCAGGGGGCACUGCAUCCUCCCUCAGACAGGCCAGCGCACACAUCGUGACGUCCGGCCAACAGAAAGCCGCAAAGACCAUCACCGCUCGCAUCACGGGUCGCUCGGAGCCCGGAGCGAAGGUCACCCGCGCACCGAGCCACCUCCAGGUGACCGGAGUGGCCCCGCCCAUGAGCUCUGUCAUCGUGGAGCGACAUCACCCUAUCACACAGCUUACUGUCGGCCAGGCGACGGCGGCCAAGUUUCCCAGACCGUCGCAGCAAAGCGCCGUGGCCUCGAGCGGCAGGGGCCUCUCCCAGAAGCCCCGAGGCCCCUCCUCCUCCUCCUCUCACAUCCACUCCAUCAGGGUGGUGCAGUAAAGCCAUCCUAAACCACACGUGCAGACCCUCCCGCGUUCACUCAGAGCGACGGAGCGAGCACGCUUGCACUAACAGAGGCUUCAUCACUGUGAGCGGUUUAUGCAAAAGCCAACCACUAUCCAUGUUUGCAGUGGACCGCUGUUUGGAGUUACUGACAAAGUGUAGCUCAUACAUUGUGCUAUGUAAUGGUUUCAAGGACAUUUUUAGGUUGCUGAAAAGCAGUCGUAGAUUAAUAUAGUUAGUUUUUAUAAACAAA
Megalops cyprinoides (Indo-Pacific tarpon) is the source of this 2077-nucleotide messenger RNA. It is a transcript of the gene poc5, whose product is annotated as POC5 centriolar protein homolog (Chlamydomonas). The coding region runs from base 106 to 1821 and encodes 571 amino acids. NCBI's taxonomy places the organism in Eukaryota, Metazoa, Chordata, Actinopteri, Elopiformes, Megalopidae. The record is from RefSeq and is a predicted model, not a curated record. The transcript has 13 exons. Gene Ontology annotation, cellular component: centrosome.